Molecule: messenger RNA, 1482 nt
Organism: Australozyma saopauloensis
Lineage: Eukaryota; Fungi; Ascomycota; Pichiomycetes; Serinales; Metschnikowiaceae
Gene: SNG4
Product: Sng4p
Exons: 1
Coding region: 1-1482 (493 amino acids)
Cellular component (GO): membrane
Source: RefSeq, a predicted model, not a curated record
AUGGCCCAAACCCUUCUUCUGCGGGUCAAGAACCGCUUCUCCCACGCUUCCCCAAGCAAUGCAUCGCCUCUGGCCGAGCCCGUGCCAGAACAGAACCAGCAGCCCAUUGACGAUACUAUUCUGCCCAAAACGGAACCCGUGAGCGGCGCUCGCCCUCCCAAAAGGGAAAAGAAGUUCUCGUCUUUGACUGCCAAAGAAUGGUCCGUCAUCAUGUACAAGCUCUGCCGGCUGUACUUGGUGAUAUUCUGUAUGUGGCUUGGGUUGCUUUCGAUCUACUGGGGUUCCGUUUAUCGCCGUGAAAAACGUGCCGCCAAUUUGAACAUGUUGGUGGUCAUUGAGGACCAAAUCUUCACUCUGCAGAACGGCACCAUCAUUCCGCCGGUGAUCGGCCCGCUGUUUGUGGAUCUUCUCUCCGACGGCAACGGCGUGGGUCGGUUUAGCAUCUACUACGGCCGCAUCUUGGAACACUUUGUUCCGGAGAACACAAGCAUCUACGACGCCGUGGUGGACGAGGUGUUCACGGAGAGGUACUGGGCCGCGUUCUACAUCAACAAAACCGCGCUGAAGCUUGUGUACGAUAUGAUCGCCGGAAACGAUACCCUGGUCAACUAUACGAUAGCGCUGCAAGACAUCAUCAGCUGCAUCUACGAGCUGGGCCGGCUGUACAGUGCAUUGACGCAAUACGUCAUGAAGAGCCUCAACCGGAUCUGCUUGGAGUGGACCGAGACGUAUGCGCCUGCGGCGUACGCGCAGUUGCUUCAGUCGGCGUUUACUCCGGACCAGCAGAUGCAGAUUGUGCAACAGACGAACUCCACCGAGGCGCCGUCCGCGCUCACCUGGUUCCCUAGUAUCAAUAAAAUAGACUUGCGUCCUCCGAGCUCGAGUGCAGUGUUGGGUCCCUCGGAGUUGGGACUUGUGUACGCGCAACUCUUCUCGUUCCAUCAGUUCAACUUUGCGGCCGACCUUCAUGCGCUGUUGAUCAACGAGCUCCGGUUCGUGGACUUGUUGUUGUAUCGCUUUGCCUUCUCGCAGCUCAACUUCCUCAUGUUGUCCUUGGUGUACUCUCUCCUCACCCUUGCCUUCAAGGUCUCUGUCACCGAGGCCUACGGAAGAGGAGGCUUCAUGGUGCUCUGGAUGACCAUGUACUUGUUCUUCUCGGCCACCGGUGGUUCUAUGGAGGUCUUGGGUACGUUUGUUCGUUACACAGGAAAGAUUUAUUUGAUCGCGCCGGCAAUGAUUUUCUUGAUCGUCGUCAAUAUCUCUCCCACAUUCGCAGCCAUCGAGCUUUCCCCAGGUGUGUAUCGCUACGGUAAGGGUCUUCCUAUGUACAAUACAUACGAGGCACUCAAGGUGGUAUUCUUCAACACCUGGCGUGGUAACUUGGGCCGCAACUACGGAGUAUUGGCUGCCUGGAUCGUGUUUAACACACUUCUUUUUACAUUCUUGUUGCACUACAUUCGGAAACAUCCUAGGAACCCAUAA